AUGGCUACCUACUUGCGGGAUGUCAUUGCCCUGAACCCGAACAGCUUCCGCCUGUUCGGACCCGACGAGACCGAGUCCAACAAACUCGGUGCCGUCUACGAAGCCGGCAAGAAGGUCUGGAUGGGCGAGUACUUUGAGGAGGACGCCAACGGCGGCAACCUGGCCCCCGAAGGCCGCGUCAUGGAGAUGCUUUCCGAGCAUACCUGCGAGGGUUGGCUCGAGGGCUACAUUCUGACCGGACGUCACGGCCUGCUCAACAGCUACGAGCCGUUCAGUCUAGUCCAUGUCAUCGACUCCAUGGUCAACCAACACUGCAAGUGGAUCGAGAAGGCUCUCGAGGUCGAGUGGCGCAACAAGAUCGCCUCUCUCAACAUCCUCCUGACGGCCGUCGUCUGGCGGCAGGACCACAACGGCUUCACGCACCAAGACCCCGGCUUCCUCGACGUCGUCGCCAACAAGAGCCCCGAGGUCGUGCGCAUCUACCUCCCGCCCGACGGCAACUGCCUGCUCUCGACGAUGGACCACUGCUUCGCGUCGUCCAACUACGUCAAUGUCAUCGUCGCCGACAAACAGGAGCAUCUGCAGUACCUCUCGAUGGACAAGGCGGUCGAGCACUGCACCAAGGGCAUCGGCAUCUGGCCCCAGUUCAGCACCGACCAGGGCGAGGAGCCCGACCUCGUCAUGGCCUCGUGCGGCGACAUCUCGACGCACGAGUCGCUGGCCGCCAUCGACCUGCUGCUCCAGCACUUCCCCGAGCUCAAGAUCCGCUGCGUCAACUGCGUCGACCUCUUCAAGCUCAUCUCGCACGAGGACCACCCGCAUGGCCUCACCAACGCCGAGUGGGUCGCCCUCUUCACCGACGACAAGCCUGUCAUCUUCAACUUCCACUCGUACCCCUGGCUCGUCCACCGCCUCGCGUACAAGCGCCCCGGCAACAUGAACCUCCACGUCCGCGGCUACAAGGAGAAGGGCAACAUCGACACGCCGCUCGAGCUCGCCAUCCGCAACCAGACGGACCGCUUCAGCCUCGCCAUGGACGCCAUCGACCGCAUGCCCCAGCUGCACAACCGCGGCGCCGCCGCCCGCGAGGCCCUGCGCAACCAGCAGAUCGCUGCGCGCAUCGAGGCCUUUGAGACGGGCAUGGACCCGCCCUUCCUCAAGGACUGGACCUGGUCCCACAACGGCCUGUGGAAGCAGACCGUGUCCAAGCUGACCAUCUAG
Molecule: messenger RNA, 1221 nt
Organism: Colletotrichum spaethianum
Lineage: Eukaryota; Fungi; Ascomycota; Sordariomycetes; Glomerellales; Glomerellaceae
Product: putative phosphoketolase
Exons: 2
Coding region: 1-1221 (406 amino acids)
Biological process (GO): carbohydrate metabolic process
Molecular function (GO): aldehyde-lyase activity
Source: RefSeq, a predicted model, not a curated record